This is a messenger RNA of Trachemys scripta elegans, 1767 nucleotides long. RefSeq names its product cytochrome b-c1 complex subunit 2, mitochondrial. Gene Ontology annotation, molecular function: metal ion binding. The transcript is spliced from 14 exons. The record is from RefSeq and is a predicted model, not a curated record. Gene Ontology annotation, cellular component: mitochondrion. NCBI's taxonomy places the organism in Eukaryota, Metazoa, Chordata, Testudines, Emydidae. The coding region runs from base 122 to 1495 and encodes 457 amino acids.
AGAGGCUGGUCGCCUACAGCUAGAAGGUCAAAGCGACGCGGUGUAUGCUGGGAAGGCAGAGUCGUCCUCCGGUGGCGCCAUCUUGUUUCUCUGAGGGGGCACCGGGGCCAGCACGGAGAGGAUGAAGGGGAUCCCGACUAUCGCGCGUUCCCUCUCGAAGAGGUUUUAUUCUCUCAGCGUUGCUCCCAAAGUUGAAGCAUCAGCAACUGCAGAGCGAGGAAAGUUACGUCUACAGCCACAGGAUCUCGAGAUCGCAAAAUUACCAAAUGGUUUAGUGAUUGCAUCUCUGGAAAACUAUUCCCCUGCUUCAAGAAUUGGUGUGUUCAUUAAAGCAGGUAGCAGAUAUGAAACCACCAACAAUUUGGGAACCUCCCAUUUGCUCCGUCUUGCAUCAAACUUGACUACUAAGGGAGCCUCUUCCUUCAAAAUUACUCGUGGCAUUGAAGCUGUUGGAGGUAACCUAAGUGUAACCUCCACAAGAGAAAACAUGAUUUAUUGUGUUGAAUGCCUACGUGACUAUGUUGAUACAGUAAUGGAGUACCUAAUUAAUGUCACUACAGCUCCAGAAUUCAGACCUUGGGAAGUAACAGAGCUUCAGGCACAACUAAAAGUUGAUAAAGCAGUUGCCUUUCAAAAUCCACAAGUUAGUGUUCUUGAAAACUUGCAUGCUGCAGCUUAUCGGAAUGCUCUUGCUAACUCCUUGUACUGUCCAGAUUAUGCAAUUGGGAAAAUUACACCGGAGCAGCUGCACCAGUUUGUACAGAACAACUUCACAAGUGCAAGAAUGGCUCUGGUGGGACUAGGUGUAAGCCAUUCUGAACUAAAACAAGUUGGAGAGCAAUUUCUAAAUAUCAGGAGCGGGGCUGGUUCUUCUGGUGUUAAGGCCCAAUAUCGUGGAGGUGAAAUCAGGGAACAGAACGGUGAAAGCCUUGUCCAUGCUGCCAUAGUAGCAGAAGGAGUUGCUACUGGAAGUGCAGAAGCAAAUGCGUUCAGUGUCCUUCAGCAUAUUCUAGGUGCAGGGCCUCUUAUUAAAAGGGGAAGCAAUAUUUCCAGCAAACUUUUCCAGGCUAUCGCUAAGGCAACUAAUCAACCAUUUGAUGCUGCAGCAUUUAAUGUUAAUUACUCUGAUUCUGGACUCUUUGGGAUUUAUACUAUAUCCCAGGCUUCUGCUGCUGGGGAGGUCAUUAAGGCUGCUUUGAACCAGGUAAAGGCAAUUGCUCAGGGCAGUAUCACUGAUGAAGAUGUCACAAGGGCUAAAAAUCAUCUGAAAGCCAGGUACUUGAUGUUAGUUGAGACCUCAGACGGAUUACUUGAUGAAAUCGGUUCAGAGGCAUUGGCAUCUGGUAUAUAUACAUCACCAACAGCUGUAAUUCAAAACAUUGACUCCAUAGCCACUGCUGAUAUUGUGAAUGCUGCAAAGAAGUUUGUUGAUGGGAAGAAAUCAAUGGCAGCUAGCGGGAACUUGGGAAAUACCCCUUUUGUUGAUGAGUUGUAGUAGGAAACAAAACUGAGGCAGAUUCAAAGUGGACUCUUCUCACUGUAUGCCAAUUAUAUUAUACAUAAGUUACAAUCAACCUGUUUCUGAAUUCAAAUGUCAAGAAUAUGAAUCUAGAUAAUUAACUUGUGGGCUUGCAUAUAUUGAAUAAAGUGCUGAGUUCAUAUGCUUAGUUUUUGUUAAUAUAUUUAUCUACUGAAAGUAAGGUCUGUAUAAGUAUGGAAACAUUGAACAUUAUUGAUUAAAAAUAUUUAAAUAUAGUGAAACAAUGA